AUGGGUGUAAUACCUGAAGAUGCUGUGUGCAGUCGUUAUUGGCCAGUUAUUGAUUUCUGUCUAUACACCCCACAGCAGCAGCAGCAGCAGCAGCAGCAGCAGCAGCAGCAACAGCAACAGAAGCAGCAGCAGGAGAAGAAGGAGAAGGAGAAAGAGAAGGAGAAACAGUUGGAGGCGCAGGGACAGCAACAGCAGCAAAAGGAUGGCCAGCAGGUAGAGAAACAGCAAGAAGGACAGCAGCAGGAGGGACAGCAGCAGCAACAGCAGCAGCAGCAGCAGCAGCAGCAACAUAGUCAUAAGAAGAAGAAGAAGAAGCAGAAGCAAACAGCAGCAGAACUUCCUUCUAUGGUUAGUACUCUAUUAGGGUCACCUAAACAGCAGCAGCAGCAGCAGCAGCAGCAGCAGCAACUGCAACAGCAGGAGCAGCAGCAGCAGCAAGAUACACCACAAUCACCUAUAGCAACACCAUCAGCACCACCAACAGAAGCAACAGAAGCAGCAGCAGCAGCACCUGCAGCAGCAGCACCAGCAGCAUCACCAGCAGCAGCAGCACCAGCAGCAACAUCACCAGCAGCAGCAGCAACACCAGCAGCAGCAGCAACACCAGCAGCAGCAGCAACACCAGCAGCAACAUCACCAGCAGCAGCAGCAACACCAGCAGCAACACCAGCAGCAGCAACACCAGAAGCAGCAGCAGCAGUAUCACCACCAGCAGCAUCACCAGAAGCAGCAGCAACACCAGCAGCAGCAUCACCAGAAGCAGCAGCAGCAGCAGCAGCACCAGCAGCUGCAGCACCAGUUGCAGCAGAAAGAACAGCAGCACAAGAUGCAACAGCACAGACAGCAGCAGCAGCACAAACAGCAGCAGCACAAACAGCAGCAGCACCAGCAGACGCAUCAGACGCAGCAGCAAAAUCUGCAGCUGCAGCAGACGCAGCAGAGGCAAAGUCAGCAGCAGUACAAGAAGCAGCAGCAGAAACAGCAGCAAAACCAGCAGGAGCAGCAGCAGGAGAAGAAGCAGCAGAUGCAGCAGCAGCAGCAAAAGGGUAA
This is a messenger RNA of Eimeria maxima, 1050 nucleotides long. RefSeq lists its product as hypothetical. The transcript has 2 exons. The coding region runs from base 1 to 1050 and encodes 349 amino acids. The record is from RefSeq and is a predicted model, not a curated record. NCBI's taxonomy places the organism in Eukaryota, Apicomplexa, Conoidasida, Eucoccidiorida, Eimeriidae.